GAGGAAGUUGUUUCUUUUGAGAACCUAAUCUUCUAAAAUAUCGUGGUGUGUUUAAUUGAGAAAGUCAAUUGUGAAGCUGGCUGAAGAGUAGAAUUUUCUUGAUGAGGGAGGGUGGUGUCGUGAUAUUGAUGACGGUCUUCACGGCCUCUCGCGGACUGACAACUAUGGUACCAAGCAAUGUCAUCAUCUAUGGAGUCCUCGCCAUCUUCCAAGACACUCCAAUCGACCUCGAUAUCAAUGACACAUGGCCGUUUGUUGACAUUGUUGUUAGUACAUCGCCGUGUGCAAGUCAUAAGUCACUGAUCGACGUCACCAACACGGAUGCGGCUCUUGCCGUCCCCAGGGUACCCAGCGAUCUGGCAUUCAUUGGAGGACCAUGUGCGAUUCCAAGAUGCCAAGACAAACCAGAGAUCUGAAAGUAGAUCUGAGAAGGUUGGAAAGCUCGGGUGGGGUUAUGGUAGCAAUCGAUGAGAGGGAACAGAUGGAACGAAUAAAUAAUCGGGUUGGGGAGACUAAAACCGGGAUACGGC
Neurospora hispaniola is the source of this 530-nucleotide messenger RNA. RefSeq lists its product as uncharacterized. The coding region runs from base 102 to 416 and encodes 104 amino acids. NCBI's taxonomy places the organism in Eukaryota, Fungi, Ascomycota, Sordariomycetes, Sordariales, Sordariaceae. The record is from RefSeq and is a predicted model, not a curated record. The transcript has a single exon.